Messenger RNA from Ostertagia ostertagi, 585 nucleotides. Lineage: Eukaryota; Metazoa; Nematoda; Chromadorea; Rhabditida; Trichostrongylidae. The record is from the annotation of a GenBank genome assembly.
AAAGGCCGGAAAGUACGAAGGUUGAAAAGACCGUUUAUCAAAUGGCAGGAUAGUCAAAAAGUUCAUGCUCCAUCAUACAAGGAAUGCUCCACUCCUCGUUGGACCACUGUCUAUUUCGGGCCAGCAGCUGGAAAUUGUGUCUUCCGUCGAGUUACGGCCGAACAACUGGAGAAGAGAAAGCAAAGAGAAAACGAAGCCUUGAUAGAGGAGGAUUCUGAUCCACCUAGUUCACCUGGUCGAGAGAGAAGCGCCAAAUCUGGAAAGUCUGUUAAGUUGAAUCGCACCGUGAAAACACCUACGAAUAAGUUUUGUGAUUUAUGCGGAAAAACUUUCGAGGAUAUGGAACAGCAUUAUGAGUCCAGGGAACAUGCAGUGACCGCAACACGCCCUGGUGUGUAUGACGAAGUUGAUAUGUGCACGGGAGCUGUUGUUGAUUAUGUGAUAUGUCCUGCUGCACCAUCAUUUGUACGAUUACCCGAAAUCAUUCCUGAAGAAGACGAGCCGAUCUUACCAAAUGAUGGCACAUGGGACUAUGAAUAUAGUGAAGGCAACUACGAGUGUACCUUACUGAAUACGAGGUCUUAA